AUGUCGCCCGCAUGCUCCGGUGCCGCUGCUCCGUCCGGCGCCGCUGUAGUCAGCCCGAGCAUAACGCCACUCGACCUGCUCCGUCCGUACACGCUCUCGUUGCUGUCCUUCCCAGUCGGUUCCUCGCUUUCUCCCUCGUCGCACUUAGGGUUCUCGGUCUGAAGAUUCUCGCGCCGAAGGGUCAACCAGCCCAAUCAGCUCGUCACCACCUGUCCCCUCCUCCUUUGAUGGCAAAACCAGGUUACUGAGACAGUACAGCUCCCUCUAACAAACCUAGGGCCGUGUACAUAGUUCCCGUCCACCUUCUGACGGUGUCUGCCUCCGCGCACAAAAAAUGAGAUGGGCAUCGCUGCCUACGCCGACGGCCAGAGGCCCGCGCAUCUACAUUUUUUCGCCUGACCCCAUCAGUGCC
Molecule: messenger RNA, 412 nt
Organism: Ectocarpus sp. CCAP 1310/34
Lineage: Eukaryota; Phaeophyceae; Ectocarpales; Ectocarpaceae
Source: the annotation of a GenBank genome assembly